AAAAAAAAAGAGCCGUUAAUAUUUUAAGAGCGAGAGAGAGGAACUGAAACUGUAAUAAAGGUCUCAUUUUGUCAUUUCUCAUCCCUUAGAGCCAAAGUUCCUCUCUGUACAAUUUGGCUAGCCUUUUAUUUUUAUUUUCUUGAAAUUCCCCAAAAUUUCUCUCCUUUCGCUCUCCCACUGAGAUCGGCCGUAAUGCUCAAAGGGAUACAUCUCCAUUAAUAGGAGGGACAACAACAAUUCAUGAAGGCCAAACAAUUGAUGAAAUUUCAAAUAACGAGGUUGAUGGAGAUUCCAACACAUGACGGUUCCUUCCUCACUAGAGAAUGUUACAGCAUGAGGAGAUGUGCAUGACAAAGUGCAUGUUACACCAAAGAUGUUCCAUACUCAGCGGCGAGGAGUUGUAUCUUGACAGUCCAAGAUGCAAAAGUGUAUUGCUUUAUCCGUAAAAGAAAUAGACUAUAUCAUAGCUACAAAAGCAAGUAAAAUAUUGUGGAUGCAAAGGUUUAUCAAGGAAGGAUAGAUACGUAAUAUAUGUGCUCGAACAGUCAAAGCGUUAUUAAUAUUAACAAGAAUAGCACGUAACAUUCUUGAACGAAAUGCUGGUUACAAGAUGUAAUGAAAGGGAAGCAGUUGUUGCUGUGGAAGAUCCAUAUUCACAAGAAUCCUGCUGAUAUGAUGAUGAAUGUUAUUUCUAAGAAUAAGAUUGAUCUCUACUUGAAGCUAGCAGUGGUGGACCUCUCUAAAUAGUUGGGAGGGGAGAAUUGUAGUGGUCCCUCCUAUUGAUGGAGGUGUGACCAUACAAGAGAACGUGGGUAUACCCACAUGAAAAAUGAAAUGGAGGGGAUGGUGGUAAAGUCAAUUUUAGGGAACUACAAUACCGGCCUAGAGUGCUGCUUACCUUCUCCAGCGAAGAGACACUUUGGUUUUGUGCCUAUAAAUGUUCUUCGUUUCCUCCGGUUGAAGGCAGAACAACAACAUUCAACCCAAGCCAUAGAGACCUGAGUUAGGGAGAGAGAAAAAAAAAGAGAAGAGAGUAUUUUCACCUGUCUUUUGUGUUCCUUCUCACGUGUAGAACAAGUCUUCUUUCCUUUCCUAUUUGUUAUGAGUGUACCUCUAAAGUGUCUAGGGAUGCAAGUAUCUAAGGAAGAAAUUUUGCAUACUUAUUAUUUUGAUAUUGGAGAUUUUUCUAGGCUAGGUCCAACGGUUUUUACCUUCAGCUAAAGGGUUUUCCAUGUUAAAUGUAUUGGUGUCUGCUGAGAGUUUCCUUUGGUCAUUUGUUUUUCUUUUUAAAUUAAUCCAUUUUAUUAUAGAGGAGAAUGGAUGAGUAGGAUUCAUAUAUCUAUACCCAAAAAGUUUGGUUAAAAGUUAGACACUCAUGGGGCAAAAGAUGGAGAUCCAAUGGAUAUCAGCAAUGAUGGAGAAUAUGGUGUUGAUGCAAGCUUGAUUGGAUCUGCCUUCUACUAUUCGAUGCUUGUUCUAGAUGACUGAUCAAUACACCUCGUUUCACUGUGAAAAUACUAAGCUAAGUACCUCUGAAAGCAUAAUGUCAACGUCAGCAGAGAACUCACGAAAUUCUAAAGAGAAAAUAGCCACAAAUGAUACCAUAAUGGCAUCAGUUGGUGCUAAGAGGCAGCAUCCUGAUUCCUCAUUGAGCUCAUCAAGCCAUCAAUCUCAUGUUAACAGAGGAGUAAAUGGUCAUCUUGUAUAUGUAAGGAGGAAACUGUCACAAAAUGUGGAUUCUUCUAGUUCCUUAUUGUCAAUGAAACUUGACAAUGAAUUAAAACAUGAGCUCAAAGUGCAGCAGGACAAAGCUCAAGAGUGCAAUAACGAGAUAGUGGAUACAAGAGGACCAAGUAAUCUAGACUGCAAAGCUCCCGAUGAUCCCAAGAGGCAAAGCAAUCAAGACCCAAGUCCUCCGAUUGUUCCACUUGAUACCCAGGAACUCGUGAAUGAUGCAAAUGCUCCAGUUAAUCACCAAAUUGCUCCAAUUGAUCCUCAAAGAGCAAGAUAUCAGAACUCCAAAUCUCCAGCUGAUCUUCAGAGCAACCAACACAGUGAAAAGACAAUUGAUCCUCAGAGAGUGAGCAAUCAAUAUUGCAAUGCUCGAGUUUGUCCUCAGGGACCAAGCAAUCAACACUCCAAAACUCCUCCAGUUGAUCCUCAAAGAUCAAGGACUCAAGACUGGAAACAAAGGUAUAUUCAGCUUCAAGCAUUCUUGAAGAACUGUGAACAGUCAAGUUUAGAGGAUUAUAAACAGAUGUUUCGGCCUAACUGCUGUUGAUCAUAGUAGAUGUGCUCUUGAGCUGGAGAAAAGAGCAUUAAAUCUCUUACUUGAGGAAGGCAAAGAGCUGCAUCGAAUGCAAGUUCUGAACAUUGUAGGUAAAGCAAAGUUGCAGGAUCAUUCUUCAGAAUCUUCACCCGCAACUCAAAUCUUUGCUGCACAAUCUCAGUUCCAAAGAAUGGAAUCAAUGCAUAGUCACAAGUCACCGUUUUUAAGCAAUGUAUUUUGAUUUAGGCCCCUUAUUUGGAUGACUACCUUGUCAUUCUAUUAUAAACUUUUCAUGGUAAUGUAAAGAGUUUUGCUUGGCUAUCUUUGUAGAAAGGAUUGCUACUGUAGUAUAUUUAGUUAUUCUUGAAGAGGGCAUAUCUCACUUGAAUUAAAGAGAGGUGGAGACAAUAAUUGUAACUUCUGUUGUGCUACUGAAUGUCGUAAAAUUUCAAUGCAAUAGGUAGCCUUUGAGCAUUGUGUUAUA
Asparagus officinalis (garden asparagus) is the source of this 2753-nucleotide messenger RNA. RefSeq lists its product as uncharacterized. The transcript has 5 exons. Lineage: Eukaryota; Viridiplantae; Streptophyta; Magnoliopsida; Asparagales; Asparagaceae. Bases 1481 to 2281 code for a protein of 266 amino acids. The record is from RefSeq and is a predicted model, not a curated record.